Ruditapes philippinarum (Manila clam) is the source of this 946-nucleotide messenger RNA. RefSeq lists its product as uncharacterized. The record is from RefSeq and is a predicted model, not a curated record. Lineage: Eukaryota; Metazoa; Mollusca; Bivalvia; Venerida; Veneridae. Bases 57 to 875 code for a protein of 272 amino acids. The transcript is spliced from 5 exons. Gene Ontology annotation, molecular function: oxidoreductase activity.
AAAUCCGAGGUGAUUUACGUAUAGCAUUGGUAACUGUGUUCAUAUAGAUUUACAAGAUGGAAUCGAAACUUAUAUUAAUGAUAGUGCCGCUCGUUGCCUUAUGUUCUGCACAGCUGAUCAUUCCAAAACGACCCCUGGGAUACGUGUACGCUGCCGGCAGUAACAAUGCCGCAAUUCAUAUUGAUAUUCAUAUGGGACCUCUUUGCCCUGACAGUCGGGACGCGCUUCCAGUUGCUAGGCAAGUUGCCGAACACUAUGGAGCGACAACUCUGAAGCUAACACUACAUAUGUUUCCUCUUCCAUACCAUCAUCAGUCUUUCAUAACAGCCAAGGGAGCACAGAUCAUUCGCAAACUUGGAGCUGGUGACGUAGCAGCGUACAGUUGGUUCGAAUAUAUUUACGCCAAUCUAGAUAAGUAUUCUAACGACGCCACUGCCAAUCUUACAACCAAUAACAUUAUUACAAUGUUUUCAAAUGUUGCUCACGCUCUAGGCGUGGACUCUGCGGAAUUUAUUGAGAUGAUGAAAUCAGACGAGAUUGAGACAGCUACACGCGCUGCCUGGAAAUAUUCAUGUUCUCGGGCAAUAGCUGGUACCCCAACUUACCUUGUGAAUGACGUCAUUGUGGAAGCUGAUCCAUCUUGGACACUGAAAGACUGGCAACAAGUCAUUGAUCCAUUACUUAAAGGUCGCACAAACAAGUCAAACAAGGACUGUCCAACUGACACGAAGAAAUGCGAAUAUUUACCCGGAAAAGUGGAGUGCUGUACUAAAGGAGAAGCGUGUAUUCCAAAUGUCGGCUGCCGAUGUUUUGAGAAUUCGUGCUCAAACGGAAAACUGACGGAAAUGUUUAAAAUAAAUCCCGUAAAAAAUUAGAACUUUCUAUUAAUCUUCAAGUUAGAGAACUUAAAUAGAAAAAAUAUAACGGAAAUAAAUCAGCAAAUUUA